AUGGAAUAUUUAUCUGAUAAAAUUCUUAUUUAUAUUUUGAAAAAAGUGUCUAAUAUCGAUGUACUUUAUUCUUUAUUUGGUGUUAAUAAACGAUUACAUAAAAUAGUAUGUGAUUCUAUUUUUACGAAUCAUUUGACUUUACUGAAAUUUUCAUUGAAUCAUUGUGUUUUACCAUUAUCUGAUCAAAUAAUUGAUCGAUUUUGUUUACAAAUCUUGCCUGAAAUUCAUAAUAAAAUCAAAUGGCUUGAUCUUGAAUCAUUUUCAAUGGAACGUAUUCUUUUUGCUGUAAAUUAUCCUAAUUUAUAUGGAUUUGGUUUACAUAACAUUCAAGAAGAAAACGCUAUAUAUCUUUUUAAUGAUGAAAGUCUUUUCACUCGUAUGUUCAAAAAUCAAGUUUCAUCAAUUGUUAUCAGUAUUAAUGCAAAUGGAUCACUAAGUUCAAGAGAAGAUGUAUAUGCACGUAUAUUUAUGGGUAUCAUUACUACGUUCAGUUAUCUACAAUUUUUAAAUUUUUGUCCAUCUUCAGCUUGGUAUCAAGAAUUAUCAUUUGGUAUUUCAUCUCCAAAUGUUUUCUCUUCAACUCUGUUAGAAUUACACGUUUGUCUCAGUCAUUUUACUGAUUGUCUUUAUUUACUUGAUGGACGUUUCAAUGAACUUCGUAUACUUCAUGUUGUUAUUAAUUUCAUUUCUUCUUCAAAUUUAACAAUUGAUAAUCAAAAAAAACUUCCUAAUUUAAGAUCCUUUUCAUUGUACUGUAAUAGAGAUACAUAUGUUUAUGAUGAAUUAAUUGUACCACUUCUGUAUCGAAUGUCUGAUUUAGAAAAACUUGAUUUGUCUCUUAUAAUUUCGGGCAAAGAAACAUUUGUUGAUGGUAAUGAUUUGAAGACAAAUAUUAUUAAUAAAAUGCUAUUCUUGAACAAAUUUACAUUUAAUAUUCGUUCAUUCAGUCAUUUUUAUAAUCAAAUUAAUAUACCGUCAAAUGAAGAUAUUCAACAUACAUUCAAUGAUUAUAAAGAUAAUCAAAUUAUUUCUUGUGUUGAUUAUUUUCCAAACAGAAAUUCUAGUCAAUGUCAUAUUUAUUCAUAUCCAUAUAAAUUAAAACAUUAUGAUAAUAUAACAAAUAAUUUUUCAGGUGGAAUAUUUAAAUGUGUUCGUGAAGUAUUAUUAUUUGAUGAACGUCCUUUUGAACAUGAAUUUUUUCUUCGUAUUGCUGAAUCAUUUCCAUUGAUGGAGAAAUUGACUUUAAUUAAUAUGAAACCACAAAUUAACAAAUUUUAUCAACAAUCAAUAAAUGACGAUCAACAUUUGUCAAUUGUGAUUAAAUAUUCUCAUCUUAUGAACCUUAAUCUUACAAAAAUUGACGAAGAUUAUCUUGAACAAUUUUUACUCGAUACUAAAAUGUCUUUACCAAAUGGGAUUUUUCUUCAGACAGAUUAUCAAUUACUAAACGACGUCACACACAACUUUACAAGAAAUGAAACACGAAACAAUUGUGCAAAACUGAAAAAUAUCUUUUUCAUUAACAAAUCAGAAUUUCCUGAACAUUUAAAAGAUUAUUUUCCUUGCGCUAAAAUACUUUGA
Molecule: messenger RNA, 1581 nt
Organism: Rotaria sp. Silwood1
Lineage: Eukaryota; Metazoa; Rotifera; Eurotatoria; Philodinida; Philodinidae
Source: the annotation of a GenBank genome assembly